UGGUCUGCUGUGAGAACUCAUCGAACCAUUCUGGACUUGAUAGAUUUUUGGUUGAUGUCUGUGUACACCCAUGCAGUGCAUCCUGAUGAAGAACAGAAAUAUGAACCCCAGGUGAUACUAGUAGGAACGUUUGCAAAAGAGGGAGGUACGCGAAUUAGUGAAGAAAAGGUUGCCUCUAAAUUAAACGAUCUGAAGCAACGCAUUAAAUUGAGACCUUAUGAGAGGCAAAUAGUGUGGCCAAUCCAACUGUUCGACAACUGUUAUGCAGAAGUGAAGGAAGUGAAUGAUAUGCAACAUCAUAUAGAUGAAAUCAUCUCUAAAUCGGACUACAUGAAAGUUGAUUUUCCAAUAAAGUGGAAUACAUUCCUUUGCGUAAUAGAAGAUAGCGAUCGAAAUAUAAUAACUGUCGAAGAGGCACGCUCAAAAAUGGACUCAUGGGACAUCAAGGAUGAGGAAGAGCAGGAUGAACUUCUGCAGUUUUUCCAUGAUACAGGCCACAUCAUAUAUCACCUAGGGUGUGAGCUAAUUGUACUCAAGCCACAGUAUCUCAAUGACAUCAUCAGUAACAUCAUAACAGUGAUCGACGAUGAAAAAAUGAGAAGUAGCCUGGGGAAACAAUACGAGGAACUGAAGGAGAAUGGAAUACUUCAUAUUGCCAUCAUCAACGCUGUAUUGGAGGAAACUAAAGUAAAGCAUGCACAUCUCGAUGGUAUUAUUGAUAUGAUGAAGAAAUUCGAUCUUAUUUGCGAGAUUCCAGGUGAAGAGAACAUGGAGAAAAGAAGGUUCUUUGUUCCAUGCCGAUCUUCCCCUACACUUGAUGAGAUACAACAAUUUACGAGAGAUGAUGAGAUCGAAUUUGUCAUUGACUUCAAUCACUUCUUACCAGAUGGCUUCUUGCACCGGCUGUACGUUCGAAUGGCAAAAUGGUCAAUGGAGAGAGGAACUUCUCACACUCCGAUAUUUCACUGCAGACAAAUGGUGUUCUAUAUAGACAGUGACCAUAGAGUGGAGAUGACCAACGAGAUACAUCAUGAAGAAUGCAAUCAGAUCAAGGUCACAAUGUAUACAAUAGCUCCUGACAAUGACCUAGACGAACGGCCCAAAGCAAUGGUCAGCCUGAACGAGGAUGUCAUUAACCAUCUACACGAAACAUUGGACGACCUCAAAAGGCUCUGGGCUAGACGAAUAGAAUAUUCUGUUGGGAUCCUCUGCACACGGUGUACCAGAUACGGCAAGAAAGGAUUGAUUCCCAUGAGACGUAUACUGGGAGAAAAUAAAGAAAUUGCAACUUGUGUUAAUCUAUGUGCAAUAAACGUUGGCCGUAUCUUGAAGGCAUUUAACAAGCAUCCACAAGAUUCUCGCAGUAAGUCCACAUCCGGAAGAGAAUUAUUUCAUGAUUGCUGUAGAGAUAAUUGUGAAAGCAGGGGAAUUACCGACGAUAUGCUAGAUAAGUUAGCAAAAGAGAUCCCAAGCAGCAAAUACCACGAUUUCUGCAGAAAACUUGAAUAUAGCUAUGAUCGGGCCCAGAGCAUAUUGGAUAAGAACAAGAAUGACUAUGAAAAAGCGACACGGGAAUGUUUGGCUGGAUGGAAUAAUAGAGCAGCUAUGAGUUUGUCUGAUUUACACAAUGUCUUGUUUUCAGCUGGAUUGGUUGGUAAAAUUGAUCACAUCCGUUAGGUUUUCGAAGAUUCAAUCCCAAAGAUACGCCACUGUCACACAGACACGAUGGUUUUAGAAUCGACUUACACACCAAAAAAGAAUGCCUCAUCGGCCAUCAUCGUGCAUCCAUACGUUAAGCGCCUACCUCAUAUAUUUCCAGGCCUCACCUAUUUCCAGGCCUUCUAGCACUGUUAAGCAUUAAUCGCGACCAAAGAAACCAUUUAACUAUGAUAAAUCAACCAUGGUCUAUGAUGAAACCGACUACAAACGACCAAAGGUAAUAUUUCUAAUCCGUAAAUUGACUGACGUGACCAUUUCAGACGGUCGGACACAUAUUCAGAAACACAAUGGUUAUUUUUACCAAUCCUUUUCAUUAGCAAAUUGCUGUCAUUUAAUAUAUUUUUAAUUCAAUUUCUUGUUUGGGGAACAUGCUUUCAUAAUUGUUGAUGAAUUGUUUUUCAGUGAUCUUUGUAGACUAGAUUCAAUUUUAUGAGCGCGUAUCUCGAGGAUGCUUGCGACUGGACAUGCAUAGUGUUUCAGUAAAGAAAAUGAAUACUUCAUUUGUGGACAGUUAUGUAUGCCUGUUUGCAGUAUUGCAUGGUAUAGUUUUACUACCGCAUAAUAACUUGCCCAUGUUUGAAUGCUUAUG
This is a messenger RNA of Lytechinus variegatus (green sea urchin), 2308 nucleotides long. RefSeq lists its product as uncharacterized. The record is from RefSeq and is a predicted model, not a curated record. Lineage: Eukaryota; Metazoa; Echinodermata; Echinoidea; Temnopleuroida; Toxopneustidae. Gene Ontology annotation, molecular function: protein binding. Gene Ontology annotation, biological process: signal transduction. The coding region runs from base 55 to 1677 and encodes 540 amino acids. The transcript is spliced from 11 exons.